UGUGUCUGACAGAGGAGGCAGCCCAGCCUCUGAGAGGCCAGACGUCAGACAGGCUGGGGACGGUGAUCCUGGACAUCACCAAGACAGAGAGCAUCUCUGCGACUGCCCAGUGGGUGAAGGAGCGUGUGGGGAACAGAGCUUAUCAGAAGAACCUCUUCUCUCCCCGCUGCCUGCCAACGUUGAGACCUUGGAGCUCUGGACUUUUGGGGAGAGUGUGACCUGAUGAGGAUUUGCCUUCCCAGAAUUCCCCUUUACGGUGCCCUCUCUCAGCAGAAGUUCUGGAUUUCUUGAUGCUGAGUGUCUCGGGAGGCUCACUUCCUGGAGGAGUUGCUGAGACAGGGGACCUGGCCUAAAGGAGGGAGCUCUCCUACUUCGGAGUGAAGAUGUGAUUGAGCCUGGUUACUUCAAAACUAAUAUCAGCAGCCCUGAAAAGAUUUCUAGGGCCACCCAGGAGGCAUGGGAUCAGACCAGCCUGGAGGUGAAGGAGAUCUAUGGGGAGAAGUUCCUGGCGUCUGGGCGCCACUGGAGAUCUCAGUGCAGAGAUUCGCAGCAACCAGUCUCCAUCCCCCUGGGGCCUCUGCAGGCUUUCUAGUUCGAGCCCCCACAGCUCCCAGCCUGUGCGUUACCUGCAAAGCCAUGUGGCUAUGCCUGGUGGCGCUUGUGGGCCUCUACUUCUUCCUGCGCUGGUACCGGGAGAGGCAGGUGGUGAGCCACCUCCAAGACAAGUUCGUCUUCAUCACAGGCUGUGACUCGGGCUUUGGGAACCUGCUGGCCCGGCAACUGGACCUGCGAGGCUUGAGGGUGCUGGCCGCGUGUCUGACGGAGGAGGGGGCCCAGCAGCUGAGAGGCCAGACGUCAGACAGGCUGGAGACGGUGAUCCUGGACGUCACCAAGACAGAGAGCAUCUCGGCGGCCGCCCAGUGGGUGAAGGAGCGAGUGGGGGACAGAGGACUCUGGGGCCUGGUGAAUAACGCUGGCGUCUCUGUGCCCACGGCACCCAAUGAGUGGCUGACCAAGCAUGACUUCAUGAAGAUACUCGACGUGAACCUGUUGGGCUUGUUGGAGGUGACCCUGAGCCUGCUGUCGCUAGUGAGGAAGGCGAGGGGCCGCGUGGUCAAUGUCUCCAGCAUCAUGGGCCGGCUCUCCGUUUUGGGUGGGGGCUACUGCAUCUCCAAGUAUGGCGUUGAGGCCUUCUCAGACUCCCUCAGGAGGGAGCUCUCCUACUUUGGAGUGAAGGUAGCUGUGAUCGAGCCUGGUUACUUCAGCACUAACAUCAGCAGCCCUGAGAAGAUUUCUAGGGCCACCCAGGAGGCAUGGGAUCAGGCCAGCCCAGAGGUGAAGGAGAUCUAUGGGGAGAAGUUCCUGGCAUCUUUCAAGAAAUCAAUCGAAAAGCUGGAGUCAUUGUGUUGCAACAACCUGUACUUGGUGACAGACUGCAUGGAGCACGCACUGACGGCCCGCCACCCCCGUACCCGGUACUCCCCAGGCUGGGACGCCAAGCUCUUCUACCUCCCCAUGAGCUACAUGCCCACCGUGCUGGUGGAUGCCAUCAUUUCCUGGAGCUCCCUGAAGCCCCUUAAGGCUCUGUAACCCAAGCUACAGUGCAUGGAUGGACACAGCCUGGGGGAGUUAAUGUCCCUCUCCACUGAAGAUACCUGUGAUAGAAUGGAGAUGUGUAUGAUGACCCCAGCCUGCGCCAUUAGCCUGAGGUGCCAACUCCCAGACCUUGGCUGAAAGGACACGUCUAUAAUUGGGAUCAUGACACAGGACACAGAAACCAGUUACCGGCUUUCAGUUGGUUGGCUCAAUCGGUUAAGUGUCUGCCUUUGACUCAGGUCAUGAUCCCAGAGUCCUGGGAUCAAGCCUCCUGGUUGGGCGCUCUGCUCAGCGGGGAGUCUGCUUCUCCCUCUCCCUCUGGUUGCCACUCCCCCUGCUUGUGUGCUCUCUGUCUCUCAAGCAAAUAAAUAAAAAGAAAGAAAGAAUGGAAGGAAGGAACGAACGAACAAAUGAACAAA
Mustela lutreola (European mink) is the source of this 2015-nucleotide messenger RNA. RefSeq names its product retinol dehydrogenase 16 (gene RDH16). The record is from RefSeq and is a predicted model, not a curated record. Lineage: Eukaryota; Metazoa; Chordata; Mammalia; Carnivora; Mustelidae. Bases 457 to 1590 code for a protein of 377 amino acids. The transcript has 9 exons. Gene Ontology annotation, molecular function: oxidoreductase activity.